Messenger RNA from Conger conger (European conger), 5420 nucleotides. RefSeq names its product polymerase (RNA) III (DNA directed) polypeptide A (gene polr3a). The record is from RefSeq and is a predicted model, not a curated record. Gene Ontology annotation, molecular function: DNA-directed RNA polymerase activity; DNA binding. Gene Ontology annotation, biological process: DNA-templated transcription. The transcript is spliced from 32 exons. Bases 155 to 4363 code for a protein of 1402 amino acids. Lineage: Eukaryota; Metazoa; Chordata; Actinopteri; Anguilliformes; Congridae.
GCGGCAGCUUUACGUCAUGAGCGAAGCUGUGACAGUAUGAUGGUUGCGUGCGUUUCACCUUCUAGCUAGCCUGUGGUAUCAGGAAUCAUAACAUUUAGCAUAUUCCUCGUCAUAACUUAUUUUUCCUCAUAACAGUAUCUCUCAGAGCUCCAUCAUGGUGAAGGAGCAAUUUAGAGAAACAGAUGUGGCAAAAAAGAUUAGCCACAUCUGUUUCGGGAUGAAAUCCGCCGAACAGAUGCGUCAGCAAGCUCACAUCCAAGUGGUCAGUAAAAACCUGUACAGCCAGGACACCCGGCAUACCCCGCUGCCUUACGGAGUGCUGGAUCAUCGUAUGGGCACUAGUGAGAAAGAUCGGCCUUGUGAAACUUGUGGGAAGAAUCUGGCGGACUGCCUAGGACAUUAUGGAUAUCUGGACCUGGAGCUGCCCUGUUUUCAUGUGGGGUAUUUUAAGGCGAUCAUUGGGAUCUUGCAGAUGAUCUGCAAAACGUGUUCCCAUAUCAUGCUCACCAAAGAGGAGAAACAACAGUUCCUGGAUGUUUUGAAGAGGCCCAAUCUGGCCUACUUACAGAAACGUGGCCUGAAAAAGAAGAUUUCUGAUAAAUGCCGCAAGAAAACAAUCUGCUUGAACUGCUCAACCUUCAAUGGUCCGGUGAAAAAAUGUGGGUUACUGAAGAUUAUCCACGAGAAAUACAAGACAACCAAGAAAGUAGUGGAUGCUGUUGUGUCAGAAUUCCUCCAAUCAUUUGAUAUUGCGAUAGAACACAAUAAAGAAGUGGAAUCCUUACUGACAAGGGCGCAGGAGAACCUGAACCCUCUGGUGGUGCUGAACCUGUUCAAGAGGAUCCCAUCGGAGGACGUGCCCCUGCUGCUCAUGAACCCAGAGGCAGGGAAACCUGCGGACCUGAUCCUGACCCGGCUGCUGGUUCCCCCUCUCUGCAUCCGCCCCUCUGUCGUCAGCGACCUCAAGUCCGGCACCAACGAGGACGACCUCACCAUGAAGCUCACCGAGAUCAUCUUCCUCAAUGAUGUCAUCAAAAAGCACCGCGUGUCUGGAGCCAAGACGCAGAUGAUCAUGGAGGACUGGGACUUCCUCCAGCUCCAGUGCGCCCUCUACAUCAACAGCGAGCUGUCGGGCAUCCCGCUCAACAUGGCUCCCAAGAAGUGGACCAGAGGCUUCGUGCAAAGACUCAAAGGGAAACAAGGGCGAUUCCGAGGAAACCUUUCUGGAAAGCGAGUGGAUUUCUCUGGCAGAACGGUAAUCUCUCCUGACCCUAACCUGCGCAUUGACGAGGUCGCUGUGCCGGUCCACGUGGCUAAAAUCCUGACUUACCCAGAGAAGGUGAACAAGGCCAACAUGGACAUGUUGAGGAAGCUGGUGCGGAACGGGCCAGAUGUGCAUCCAGGAGCCAACUUCAUCCAGCAGCGCCACAUGCAGAUGAAGAGGUUUCUGAAGUAUGGCAACCGAGAGAAGAUGGCUCAAGAGCUGAAAUACGGAGACGUGGUGGAGCGACACAUGAUCGACGGCGACAUCGUUCUCUUCAACCGCCAGCCGUCCCUGCACAAGCUCAGUAUUAUGGCCCACAUUGCCAGAGUGAAGCCUCACAGAACCUUCCGCUUCAACGAGUGCGUGUGCACGCCGUACAACGCUGACUUUGACGGGGACGAGAUGAACCUGCACCUCCCGCAGACGGAGGAGGCCAAGGCCGAGGCCCUGGUUCUGAUGGGGACUAAAGCAAAUUUAGUCACCCCCAGAAAUGGAGAGCCUCUGAUUGCAGCGAUUCAGGACUUCUUGACAGGGGCCUACCUUCUGACUUUGAAAGAUACUUUCUUUGACAGAGCAAAAGCCUGUCAGAUUGUUGCCUCUAUUCUUGUUGGAAAAGAUGAAAAGAUCAAAGUUGCACUCCCUGCUCCGGCAAUCUUGAAGCCCGUAACUCUAUGGACAGGUAAGCAGAUCUUCAGCCUCAUUCUGAAGCCCAGCAAGGACUGUCCUGUCAAAGCCAACCUGCGCACGAAGGGCAAGCAGUACUGCGGGAGAGGAGAGGACCUCUGCUACAACGACUCCUUCGUGGUGAUUCAGAACAGCGAGCUGAUGUGUGGCAGCAUGGACAAGGGAACCCUGGGGUCCGGCUCCAAGAACAACAUCUUCUACAUCCUCCUGCGGGACUGGGGUCAGAUGGAGGCGGCCAACGCCAUGUCGCGCCUGGCCCGGUUGGCUCCCGUGUUCCUGUCCAACCGAGGGUUUUCGAUUGGGAUCGGGGACGUGACCCCAGGCCAGGGCCUGCUGAAGGCCAAGCAGGACCUCCUGGAUGCAGGGUACAAAAAGUGCGAUGAGUACAUCGAGGCACUGAACUCCGGCAAACUGCAGCAACAGCCAGGAUGCACCGCUGAGGAGACCCUGGAGGCUCUGAUUCUGAAGGAGCUGUCGGUGAUCAGAGACCACGCGGGCAGCGCCUGCCUGACUGAGCUGGACAAAAGCAACAGUCCUCUCAUCAUGGCCCUGUGUGGCUCCAAAGGGUCCUUCAUUAACAUCUCCCAGAUGAUUGCCUGUGUCGGUCAGCAGGCCAUCAGCGGGUCCCGGGUCCCCGAUGGCUUUGAGAACCGCUCGCUGCCGCACUUUGAAAAGCAUUCGAAACUUCCCGCAGCGAAGGGUUUUGUAGCAGACAGCUUCUACUCUGGGCUGACACCCACCGAGUUCUUCUUUCACACCAUGGCUGGGCGAGAGGGCUUGGUGGACACUGCUGUCAAAACGGCUGAAACUGGGUACAUGCAGAGACGUCUGGUGAAGUCCUUGGAAGACUUGUGUUCUCAGUAUGACCUCACUGUGCGAAGCUCCACUGGUGACAUCAUCCAGUUCAUAUACGGAGGAGAUGGCCUGGAUCCGGCAGCGAUGGAGGGCAAGGAUGAACCACUAGAGUUCAAGAGGGUUCUGGAUAACAUCAGAGCUGUGUAUACGUGUUCAGACCAGCCGGCUCUGAGCAGGAACGAACUGGUGCUGACGGCUGAGUCUAUUAUGAAGAGGAGUGAUUUCACCUGCUGCAGAGACAGCUUCCUGGAGGCAUUAACUGAAACAGGCUCUGAAAAGUAUUUUGAGGAAAUCAGGAAAUUCAUCAAGAAUGUUUCAGAAAAGAUCAAGAAGACCAGGGACAAAUAUGGCAUCAAUGACAAUGGUACCACUGAGCCUAAAGUGCUUUACCAGCUGGACAGGAUCACACCAACACAACUGGAGAAGUUUCUGGAGACAUGCAGGGACAAAUAUAUGAGGGCCCAGAUGGAGCCUGGCUCCGCCGUCGGGGCCCUAUGCGCCCAGAGCAUCGGGGAGCCCGGCACACAGAUGACCCUGAAAACCUUCCACUUUGCUGGGGUCGCCUCCAUGAACAUCACCCUGGGGGUUCCCCGAAUCAAGGAGAUAAUCAAUGCCUCUAAAAAUAUCAGCACCCCCAUAAUCAGCGCGCAUUUGGAUAUUGUGGAUGAUGCAGACUUUGCCCGCCUGGUGAAGGGGAGGAUUGAGAAGACCCUUCUUGGAGAGAUUUCAGAGUACAUUGAGGAAGUGUUCCUUCCCGACGACUGCUUCAUCCUCGUCAAGCUGUCACUGGAGAGAAUCCGCCUCCUUCGCCUGGAGGUCAAUGCCGAGACGGUGAGGUACUCCAUCUGCAUGUCAAAGCUGAGGGUGAAGCCAGGAGACAUCGCUGUCCACGGAGAGGCUGUGGUGUGCGUCUCCCCGCGGGAGAACAGCAAGAGCUCCAUGUACUACGUCCUGCAGACUCUCAAAGAAGAUCUUCCCAAGAUUGUGGUCCAAGGAAUACCUGAAGUGUCCAGGGCUGUCAUUCACAUUGAUGAGCAGAGCGGCAAACAGAAGUACAAGCUUUUAGUAGAAGGCGACAAUAUGCGAGCCGUCAUGGCCACCCAUGGCAUUAAUGGCAGUAAAACCACCUCUAACAACACAUAUGAGGUUGAGAAGACCCUUGGCAUUGAAGCUGCAAGGUCAACCAUAAUCAACGAGAUUCAGUACACGAUGGUGAACCACGGGAUGAGCAUCGAUCGGAGACAUGUCAUGCUUCUGGCAGAUCUAAUGUCCUAUAAGGGUGAGAUCUUGGGCAUCACUAGAUUCGGCCUGGCCAAAAUGAAGGAAAGCGUCUUGAUGCUGGCCUCCUUUGAAAAGACUGCCGAUCAUCUCUUUGAUGCUGCGUACUUUGGACAGAAAGACUCUGUCUGCGGUGUAUCCGAAUGCAUCAUCAUGGGGAUUCCAAUGAACAUUGGAACAGGACUUUUCAAGCUGUUGCACAAGGCAGACAAGGACCCAACACCACCCAGAAGGCCCCUGCUCUUUGAUAACAGUGAAUUCCACAUAUCGCUAAUCACAUAGUGCUACCGUCUGUCUGGUCUGGUCCAGCCUCUGUAACUGGUCUGUAGAGCUUUUUUCUCAGUCUAUCCAUGACCGUGAAAAUGACUGCCUGAAGGAAUGUAAAACCAGGUACUCUGUAAGCCAAAAAGGGCUUUGCUGAAAAGUAGAUAUUUCUUUUCAAAGGUCUCACUUGCUUUUUACAUGAUUACAUGUUACAUUACAAGCCUUUCUGAAAUCAUGAUUAGCUCUGGUUUUCAAACGUGAAAGCACUACAUGAAAGCUAUCAUUACUCAAAAGGUAUAAACUCCAGCUACGUAAGGAUUAGCAGAAAAAACUGUGUUGGGGUUGUUAACACUCCUAUAAUUAGUUUAUUCAGUUUAGAUAAAAAUCUAAAACCUCUUUUCAAGUUGUAAUUGAGGCAUCAUUUUGAAAUUAUGAGCUCAUUCGAAUAAGGUGUGUGUAGUUAAUUUUGUAUUUUUUUUUUUUUUUGGCCAGAAAUAAUUUUUCAAAUUCAGAUUAUUUCCAUCGUGAGUUAUGGUUGCCCUUUAAAUUAAUGUUCAGAAUGACCACACUUUACAUUGUAUUUUUGGGGAAAUGGAAUUAAGUCAGUAAGAUGUUUUAAAUAUCAUUUGGGCUGAUAUUAAUAGAUUUAAUUUCAUAUGGUCAAAGCUAAUAAAUAUGACUUCAGUUCUUUAAAACAUGCGUACAGUAAGCUGCAGCUGCUUCCCCGAAAUCUCAUUACCCCAGCCUUCUUUGUGCAGUUUCUUUGGGUUAUCAUCAAUGUGCUUAAUGCAUUUAAUGUAUUAUUUACCUUCAUUGGCACUUACACAGGGAUCAGGUUGAGUUUCGCAUUGGAAAUGGAUUGUCUAUAUUUCUGUCCUUUUUAUCUUGCAGUCAAACACACAGAAAUUUGACAUGUUAUGCAAGACAUUAUGUAAGGGUACCUAUGUUGUUUAUUUUCCUCAUUUCAUUCAAAGUUGAAACUCCAAAUUGCUGUCAAAAGGUUUUCACUGUAUAUUUUCAAAUGUGUCAGUUGUGAAUAAAAUGUAAUUUAAUAAAAUGUGAAAAAAAGAUUUCA